Messenger RNA from Linderina pennispora, 843 nucleotides. RefSeq lists its product as uncharacterized. Lineage: Eukaryota; Fungi; Kickxellomycota; Kickxellomycetes; Kickxellales; Kickxellaceae. The record is from RefSeq and is a predicted model, not a curated record. The transcript has a single exon. The coding region runs from base 140 to 571 and encodes 143 amino acids.
GCGGGUACCAAGUGGGCCAACGGCGCCGCUGAGACCAUUACCUGGAUGUAAGUACCAGUAGACACUCACGCCCCAGCUCCACAUGCCUGUCCUGCCAUCGCACCCCGCACGUUCUGCAAUUGCUCCAUCACGGCAAUAAAUGUCGUUUGGGGGAAUGCACUUGCGUAUCAAUGCAUGCUGGCUGCAUGCUCGCUUUCCAUGUAUACAAAAUCGUUUGCGAACAGGUUUGCUUUUGGCAGCUUCCAUUUUUGGUUCUCCCUCCCCUCCCUGGCUGCUUCAAGGUGCCAUCCAGGCCUGGACUCCCAAGGACGUGUGUGGUGCUAUCUCAAUGACACGGGUGCCAGUGGAACGCGGUAUUAAAUAUUGUGUCACCUUUCCUCAGAGCGCGUUCCAAUUGUCUGUCUGUCUGUCUUGUCCGAUGGGUCAUGCCAUGCACCGCAGCUUCGUUCCCGACGGUGCCUGCGCUUUAUUGCCCAAUUUUGGAGCCAGCAUUGUCUCCAGUGGGCCUCGCUCUGCCGGUUGUGCAUGCUUGUUUCCAGCGUACUGGAAACACAGGCCCUCUUUCCAUUGAUUCCUCGGAAUAUGCCAUUCCUGCGCAUGUGAGCACUAUUUGUGUUUAACCACGUUCAAUUCUGUGGGCACUAACAAUGGCCCCCACUGAAUGUUUGUUUGGCGGCAAUUCUGUAGUUCCGACGACAGCACUGCUCUGACCGGCACUGUGACUGUCCAGCUGAUGAGCGGCUCUGAUCCCAACAACCUCUCUCUGGUCGACACCAUCGCCACUGGCCUCGCUGCCUCGGCUGGCAAGGUCUCGUACACCCCUGCGACCACCCUGCCCUUCGG